AACCCAAAACAACUUUUCAUUCACUUAUUUUUUAUUUUGAAUACAUUCACUUUUUUUUUCAAAUGAACAAAACUUUUGACCUGGAUUUAGCUCUAUUACAAUGAGGUCCCACCUCUGGUAAGAACUGCUGGCAGCAGUAACUGAACUGUGCUGCAUUUUUGUGUGGGCUGUGUUGGGAUUAUGAAUGGGAACUUUGUGCUGUCUGCUCCAUUUUAACAGAGAAAGUUGUUUUUUGUGAUUUCAAGUAACAUCUGCAACCUUUCACCAAAUACAAUUGUAAGGACGUACAGCACUUCAGAGGCUUUUGGAAUAAAACUGGAGUCAGACAUUUCUUUUCUUGCAUAAAAACUUUGGAACUUCAUGUUGCAUAUUUAAGCUCCACCCACCCGGUACUCUCUUGUUGCGAAAUCGAGCGUACCCGAUAGGCGUGACUUUCACUUUCACGUUUUUAUCUUUCUGCUUUAGAAAUCUGCAAAUUGUCUCCACAUAUUUACAAGAGGGAAGUUCAGUAAGACUGUCCCGAAGACAUCCGUCCUCAGAGGUAUGAUGGUGAACUGCUGUGGUCUGCUAACCUCCCAGAAGGAACCAGUUCCUCUGAAGAGCGUGGAGGUGGAGCUGGAGGUGAGGGACCAUGUGGCUACAGUGGUCUCCACUCUGAACUAUGAGAACAAGGAGGACAAACCACUAGAGGCUGUUUUUGUCUUCCCUCUGCCUGGAGAUGCUGCUGUCUGUCAUUUCAGUGCUAAGAUUGGACAGACACACAUUGUAGCUGAGGUGAAGGAGAAACAGGAGGCUCGUGAGGAGUAUGACGAUGCUUUGAGCUCCGGUCAGCAGGCCUUCCUGCUGGAGGAGAGUGAGCAGAGUCCAGAUAUAUUCUCUCUGAGUGUGGGCAGUCUGCCUCCAGGAGAGAGCGCCUCCAUCAGGCUGGAGUACGUCAUUGAGCUGGCUGUGCAGGCUGAUGAAGGGCUGAGGUUUUGUCUGCCUGCUGUGCUCAACCCUCGCUACGAACCUCAGGGUAGUGAAGGUGGCAACGUUCAGGUGACCUCUGUUCCAGCCUCUCUGGUGCCCUACAGUCUGUCUUUCUCUGCCCGAGUGUCCUCUCCUCGUCCCGUCUCUAAAGUAGAGUCCAACUGUCCCCUGGACCCUCUCCAGCACCUCAACACAGAGCAAACCCAGGUGGCGGUCAAGUUGGCUGCAGGACACAAGUUUGACAGAGAUGUUGAACUGCUGAUUUAUUACAAUGAUGCCCACCAGCCCACUGCUGUGGUGGAGGCAGGACAGGCCUCCUCCAAGCCUGGCACUCUGAUGGGUGAUCCAGUAGUGAUGCUGAGCCUGUACCCUGAGUUCCCCCAGGCUGUGACGUCUUCAGUCGCUUCAUGUGGAGAGUUUGUCUUCUUAUUGGAUCGAUCUGGCAGUAUGAGUGGUGGACAAAUAAAGAGUGCCAGGGAUACUCUGCUGCUCCUGUUGAAGAGCGUACCACUAGGCUGCUAUUUCAACAUCUACAGUUUUGGGUCCAGCUAUGAACACAUCUUCCCUAAGAGUGUAGAGUACAACCAGAAGACCAUGGAAGAGGCUCUGAAGAAAGUUGACAAGAUGGAGGCUGAUCUGGGAGGAACUGAGAUCCUUGAGCCCCUCAAACACAUUUACAGUCAGCCCUGCAUUCCCAAUCAACCUAGACAACUAUUUGUCUUUACUGACGGAGAGGUAGGGAACACCAAAGAAGUCAUCAAUCUGGUGAAGCAGAACUCAGGUUCCCACAGGUGUUUCUCUUUUGGGAUUGGGGAAGGGGCCAGCUCUGCUCUCAUCAACGGGUUGGCCAAGGAAGGAGGAGGUCACGCUCAGUUCAUCACAGGGACGGACAGGAUGCAACCCAAAGUGAUGCAGUCGCUGCGAUUUGCUCUGCAACCAGCUGUGGUGGACAUCUCAGUCACGUGGGAUUUGCCAAAGGGAGUUUCCAUCACUGCUCUCUCUCCACCAAUCACAGCACUGUUCCAGGGUCAAAGGUCACUGGUUUAUGCCCAGCUCACUGGACAGAGUUCAGAGGCCUCAGAGGGCUGUGUGACGGUGAAGUACAGUCUGGCAGGUCAUCCCUCUCAGAACCAGCUUCACUUCAGUCUCAGACCUGCAGAGGACACUGGAUUAACAGUUCACAGGUUGGCUGCUCGGACUCUGAUUCGCUCCCUGGAGAUGGAGGAGAGAGAGUGUGAAGAAGAGGAAGAUGGAGAAGUGAAGAAGAAGAAGGUGGUGGAGCUCAGUGUCCAAUCAGGAGUGAGCAGUGCCUUCACUGCUUUCAUUGCUGUCAACAAAGGCAACAGCGAAGCUAUUCAAGGACCUCUGGUGCGCAGAAAUGUUCCAACACCCAUGAUGAUGGCCUGGGGUAUGCCCCAGAAUUUGUCCUGUUGUGCUCCUGUGAGGAAUAUUAACCCUAAUAUCUUUGAAGACUUAUCUAUUACCAGCCAUGGUCGUACUAAAUCUUGCAAGAGCAGAGAGAAGGGAGGCGCCAGCCGAAAUGUAUUCUCCAAUUUGAAGAAGAAGCUAGUUGCCUCAAUGAAACCACAGAAGAAUUCUCUGGAGAGUCAUGGUGUUUCUCACUGCUACGCAAGCCUAAAGCCUAUGUCUCUGUCCAGUGAGCGUGAUGAGUCCGAGGAGUGUGAUUAUGAUGAUUCGAUGUACAUGGGAACCGGAUUUAAAAUUAAACCCCAUCCAUGUAGCUUGACCGGCUUGCCCAAACAGCCACCCAGAGACCCUUUGCUGCAGCUGGUCUCCCUCCAGAAGGCGUCUGGCUGCUGGGUGCUGGAUCCAGAUCUGGCUGCUGCACUGGGAAAGACCAGCGAGGAGGUGGAGAAGCCAAAGCCUGCAUCGGUGAACCAGGACGUGUGGGCCACCAUUCUGGCUCUGACCUGGCUUCAUGGUUUCAAGAUGGAUGCUCAGGAAGAGUGGGAGCUUCUGGCUAUGAAGGCUGUGUCAUGGCUCCGAGCUCAGAAAGGUAAAAACCAUAAUACGUCAUGUGUGAAGGAGUGUGUGGAAGCAGGAAAUGCUCUGUUGGGUUGCAACGUGCAGAAAGACUCCCUGGGGAUCUGAGGUUUUCACUGAAGGGGCUUCUGCUUCAAGACUGGUCACUUCUGGUACACGGAAGCAGAUUCACUCCAUCCUACAAUAUUUACUUCAAAUCCAAUUAUG
Anarrhichthys ocellatus (wolf-eel) is the source of this 3180-nucleotide messenger RNA. Its product is annotated as von Willebrand factor A domain-containing protein 5A-like. The transcript is spliced from 21 exons. Lineage: Eukaryota; Metazoa; Chordata; Actinopteri; Perciformes; Anarhichadidae. The coding region runs from base 544 to 3081 and encodes 845 amino acids. The record is from RefSeq and is a predicted model, not a curated record.